AUGGAAAGCGAGGUUCUCACCCCCUUGCUGGAGCAGUUCAUGCUUUCACCCCUUGUCUGUUGGGUGAAGACUGUGGGGCAGCUGACAGUGACAGAUGGCACCAAAUUGUCGGAAUAUAUUGAAUUAGUGGAUGGGGUUUACCUGAACCAGAUCAUGCUGGAGAUAAAUCCCAAGGCUGCAGUGCAGAGGACCAACAAGAAGGUGAACAAUGACUCCACGCUUCGGAUCCAGAAUCUGACCAUUCUUAUCAGGCAGAUCAAAUCCUUCUAUCAGGAAAGUCUACAACAGCUGGUGAUGAUGCCUUUGCCGAAUGUGCUGGUCCUGGGUCGAAAUCCUCUUUCAGAGCAAGCCUUGGAAGAAAUGAAGAAAUUGUUGUUGCUGCUAUUAGGCUGUGCUGUCCAGUGUGAGAAAAAGGAGGAAUAUAUUGAGCGAAUCCAGACUUUGGACUUUGACACUAAAGCGGCUAUAGCAUCCCACAUUCAAGAGGUUACUCAUAAUCAAGAAAAUGUAGUUGACAUACAGUGGUUGGAAAGUGGAGAUGUUCCCUCUGAAGACCUGGACAGCCUCUCCAGAAAUUUAGCGUUCCAUCUCAAGCACCUGGUGGAUGAACGAGAUACACAACUUGAGACCAUAGUGGAGCUGACCCAGGAAAGGGACUGUGUGCAGUUGUCUCCUCUGGGCCCAUGUCCGGCUCAGUCCCCCAACGGCUCCCCCAGUAUGAGGCGCACAGAGAGCAGGCAGCACCUCUCUGUGGAGCUCGCCGACGCUAAGGCCCGGAUCAGACGCUUGCGACAGGAACUAGAGGAGAAGAGUGAGCAGCUCUUGGACACCAGGCAGGAGCUGGAGAACAUGGAAGCCGAGCUGAAGAGGGUACAGACAGAGAGCUACCAGCUGAUGUCCGAUGCUCGAUCAGCUCGUGCCUACAGAGACGAGCUGGAUGCGCUCCGAGAGAAGGCGGCGCGUGUGGACAAACUGGAGAGCGAGCUGAGCCGGUACAAGGAGCGGCUCCAUGACAUCGACUUCUACAAGGCCAGAGUCGAGGAGUUGAAGGAAGACAAUCAGAUUCUGCUGGAGACAAAGAACAUGCUGGAAGAACAACUGGACACGAGCCGCAGCCGUGCAGACAAACAUCACCACCGGGAAAAGGAAAACCUCCAGCUCAAGUCAAAGCUGCAUGAUUUGGAGAUGGAGCGUGACUUGGACCGUAAGCGCAUGGAGGAGCUGAUGGAGGAGAACCUGGUGCUGGAGAUGGCUCAGAAACAGAGUAUGGAUGAGUCUCUACAUCUGGGCUGGGAGCUGGAGCAACUCUCCAAGACGCCAGACCUGAGUGAGGUCCCUCAGAAGUCUCUGGGAGAUGAGGUGAAGGAGCUGACGUCCAGUCGCCUGUUGAAGCUGGAGAAAGACAACCAGACUCUGUUGAAGACCGUGGAGGAGCUCAGAGGAGCCGCAGCUCAGGACUCAACUUCCAAACUUUUCAAAGCAAAUCAGGAAAAUCUGAUGCUGAAGAAGAAGCUGGAGCAGCUGCGGACUGAACUUGUGGCUGACAAAGACUCGCUGCAAAGUUCUGAGUCUCUGAACACGGACUUGAUGAAGGAAAAGGCUUUACUUGAGAAAACACUGGAGACUCUUCGGGAGAACUCCGAGAGACAGAUGAAGGGCCUGGAGCAGGAGAACAAGCACUUGAGUCAGACAGUGACCUCGCUGCGGCAGCGCUGUCAGGUCGGAGCUGAGGCCAGAGUCAAAGACGUGGAGAAGGAGAACAGAGUUCUGCACGAGUCCAUCUGUGAGACCUCUGCCAAAGUCAACAAGCUCGAGUUUGAGAGGAAACAAUUACGAAAGGAACUGGAAGUGAUGAAGGAGAAGGGUGAGAGAGCAGAGGAGCUGGAGUCGCAGGUGCGGAAGUUAGAGAGGGAAAAUGAAAGUCUGCAAAAGAAGGUGGCCAGUUUGGGGAUCACCUGUGAUAAGGUUUUGACAUUGGAGAAGGAGAAUAUGGAGUUAGAGGCUGAAAGUCGUCGUCUGAAGAAGAAGCUGGACACUUUGAAAAACAUGGCCUUUCAGUUGGAGGUUUUGGAGAAGGACAAUGCUCAAAUAGAACAGGAAAAUCUGGAUCUCCGGCGCACUGCGGAAAACCUGCGAUCAGCGGGAGCGAAGGCCGCUCAGCUUGAGGCCGAGAACAGAGAGCUGGAGAGUGAGAAGAGUCAGCUCAAACGCAGCCUGGAGCUCCUCAAAGCCUCCUCCAAGAAGAACGAGCGCUUAGAGGUGAGUUACCAGGGCCUGGAUACCGAGAACCAGCGUUUGCAGAAGGCUUUGGAGAACAGCAGCAAAAAGAUCCUGCAACUGGAGGCUGAGCUGCAGGAAGUGGAGACAGAAAAUCAGACGAUACAACGCAAUUUGGAAGAGCUCAAGAUUUCAAGUAAACGUCUGGAGCAGCUUGAACAAGAGAACAAGGUGCUAGAACAAGAAACAUCGCAGUUAGAGAAAGACAAGAAGCUUCUGGAAAAAGAGAACAAGCGUUUGAGGCAGCAGGCGGAGAUCAAAGACGCCAAACUGGACGAUGACAACCAGCGGAUCUCUGCGCUGGAGAAGGAGAACCGCACCAUGGGCAAAGAGAUGAUCUUCUUCAGGGACUCGUGCACCAGAGUCAAAGACCUGGAGAAACAGAACAAAGAGCUGGUCAAACAGUGCAGCAUCGACAAGAAGACUCUGAUGACUCUCAGAGAGGAGCUGGUGAGUGAGAAGCUCCGGACGCAGCAGAUGAAUAAUGAUUUGGAGAAACUGACACAUGAACUGGAGAAGAUCGGACUGAACAAAGAGCGACUGCUGCACGAUGAGAGCUCUGACGACAGGUUUAAGCUUUUGGAAUCAAAGCUGGAGUCAACUCUGAGGUCGUCUCUGGAAAUCAAGGAGGAGAAGAUUGCAGCUCUGGAGGCCAGAUUGCAGGAGUCUUCAAACCUGAACCAGCAGCUUCGCCAAGAGCUCAAGACGGUGAAGAAAAACUAUGAGGCUCUGCGACAGAGGGAGGAGGAGGAAAGGAUGGUUCUGAGCUCGCCCCCUAAAGGCGGGGAUGACCAAAAGUCUGUAAAUAAAUGGGAGAAAGAAAGUCACGAGGCCACGAGAGAACUGCUGAAGGUGAAAGACCGGCUUAUUGAGGUCGAGAGGAAUAAUGCUACACUGCAGGCGGAAAAAGCAGCUCUGAGGAGCCAGCUCAAACAACUAGAAACUCAGAGCUCAAACCUUCAGGCUCAGAUUGUGGCUUUACAAAGACAAACUGCUUCUCUCCAGGAGAAUAACACAACACUGCAAACACAGAAUGCAAAGCUCCAGGUGGAGAACUCCACGCAGAGCUCCCAGAGUGCCUCUCUCAUGGCCCAGAAUGCUCAGCUGCAGAGCCAGCAGAGCGGGCUGGAGGGGGAAAAGGAGGGGGCGCAGCGGGAGAAGGAGGAGGUGCGCUCCACGUACGAGCUGCUGCUCCGCGACCACGAGAAACUGGCCGCGCUGCACGAUCGACAAGCUGCAGAGUACGAGGCGCUGAUCGGCAAACACAGAGGACUGAAGAGCUCACACAAGUGUCUGGAUCAACAGCACCGCGACCUGGAAGACAAGUACAAACAGCUUUUACAAAAGAAGGCCGAUCUUGACCAAUUAGAACAAAAUCUGAAGGAGCAGCAAGAUAAAAUGGCCUCAGAAAACGAGUCACGCCAAGCAACAGCUGAUAAGUGCCGGCUGCUCAAAGACGAAAAUGAGAGGCUCAACACAACAUAUCAGCAGCUAAUGAAGGACAAUGAGACUCUGCAGCUCGACCAUAAAAAUGUAAAAAGUCAAUUGAACAGUGCCAAGCUGGACCAGACAAAACUGGAGGCAGAGUUCUCCAAACUGAAGGAGCAGUACCAACAGCUGGACAUCACAUCCACUAAACUCACCAACCAGUGCGAGCUGCUGAGUCAACUCAAAGGAAACCUGGAGGAGGAGAACCGACACCUGUUGGACCAGAUCCAGACCCUGAUGCUUCAGAACCGCACGCUCCUGGAGCAGACCAUGGAGAGCAAGGACCUGUUCCACGUGGAGCAGCGACAAUACAUAGACAAGUUGAAUGAGCUGAGGAGACAGAAGGAGAAACUGGAGGAGAAGAUAAUGGACCAAUAUAAGUUUUAUGACCCAUCACCCCCACGCAGGCGUGGAAACUGGAUCGCCCUGAAAAUGAGGAAGCUGAUCAAACCAAAGAGGGAAAGGAUGCGCUCGCUGACCCUGACUCCAUCCCGGUCAGAGUCUGGUGACGGCCUGGCGCUGCCUCCUGACAGUCAGGACAGCUCCUCUAUCGGCUCCGGCUCCAACUCCCUGGACGACCCGCUCACACAGAAGAGGAGCAACACUCUAAAAAGGUUGCCUUUCAUGAGGAACAGAUCCAAGGACAAAGACAAGGCCAAGGCCAUCUACCGUCGCUCUAUGUCCAUGAAUGACCUGCUGCAGACCAUGGCAGUAGCAGGAGGACCAGAGGCCCAGUGGGCUCUGAGCAUUGACCACCUGGACGGUGGGGAGCCCCUGGACUCUACCGGCUCCACGCGGCGCAAUGGACAGAGAUUAAAAGAACUGGCCUUAUCCACCAACGCCAUCGACUGUGAGGCCCUGACACUGCCCUCUUCAGGCCGCAGCAAGCUCCGGAUCAGAGUCAAAGACAAUGCGUCCUGUGAGGAUGUGGCAGGCUCCGACGAUCCCAAGAGUCAAGCCUCCAGACCCUCCAGUCUCCAUAGCAACAGGACCAGUAGUAAUAGUAACAAUAACUCGCACCUCACCUCUUCCCUGGAGCCCAAAGGCACUUUGAAUGGCACCCUGAGCCGGCCUCAUAGUGAGAGCAGUGGAGAGUUCAGUCUGAGCCUGGACCAGGAUGUGUGGUCCAGCAGUGGCAGCAGUCCUGUUCAACAGCCCUCUCUCUCGCGGUCCUCCCACCAGAGCCCUAUGCAGGUGCGGAGGUCUCUGGACCCCACAUCCAUAGGUGGUCUGAGUCAAACCCAGAUCAGGAAGAACGGCUCCCCCGGCAGCGAGGUGGUGUCCCUGCAGCAGUUCCUUGAUGAGGGCAUUGACCCCACAGAGUCUGGCAGUCAGGAGAACCUCACGGUUGAUUCUCCACGCCUCUCCGCUUCCUCUGAUCAUGGCGUGAAAGAGCGCCCUGCCACAAAAAGCCGGGGCAUCCUUCGCUCUGCGAGUGGUCGAGCAGCUCCUGUGAGUUCUGAUCGCCCUCCCAGAUCUUCUGCUCAGCCAGGACGUCCGCUACUGCGGAAGGCAGAGAGCACCCGAGUGAGGGGCAGCGUUCCGCGCUCCAACCUGUCCACUCAGGCCAAAGCCUCGUCUGUGUGCGAGCGCCUGGACACAGCCUCCGCUACUCUGCCCCGAGCCAGCAGUGUCAUCUCUACGGCCGAAGGCACCACGCGGCGCACCAGUAUCCAUGACAUGCUGUCCAAGGACAACAGACAGCCCGUGUCUGUGGACGCAUCCCCUCCUACAGUGGUCACUAAGGCUGGACUACGCUCCCAGCCCACCCCCAGUGAGUACCAUCCCCAUAGCAGCGCUGCCCCGCUGCCUAAGUCCCUGAGCUUACCCUGCCACAGCCUGGACGACAGCCUAGAGUCCCUCCUGGGCCCUUCCUUCACUGUGGAGUCUGUGUUCAUGGACUCCAUCUUUAGUGAGUCCUCUGCUAAAAACCUGCCUUUCCUGUCCCUGAAUCCCACUUUAGUCAGUAACAUAAGUGGUGUCCCCAAUACCCAUUCCAGCUCCAUGUCCCUCAGCACUGGCCCUGCCCCCAGCCAAGGGUUUGAGCAGGGCAAUAGUUCAGACGAGCCUUUAAGCCCUGAGGACCAGUCGCUGUGGUACGAGUACGGCUGUGUGUAA
Molecule: messenger RNA, 5883 nt
Organism: Knipowitschia caucasica
Lineage: Eukaryota; Metazoa; Chordata; Actinopteri; Gobiiformes; Gobiidae
Source: the annotation of a GenBank genome assembly